GGUGUACUUGAAAUCUUGCUCCAUUACGAUAGCAUGGGGACACGUGUAUUUACAGCAAACGGAAAAUCAUCGACCCUCGUGGUGACAACACCCAUGUAUACCAAGCCUGGGUACCAAAGCCUCUCUGUGUUUUGGGAUUGCAAUAAGGAAGAGGAUCGGGAGGUUGCAGCAGCACUUUCGACCUUACCUGGUUUUAACUGGGACAAACCUCUCGCUCUGUACGCUUGUGUGUCACAACUUUACGAAAAGCUGAGCCGCAUGAUCGAGAACAGAGAGCUGGGGACGGGGAAGCUGCGCCCUGGACGUGUGGAGAGAGCUCACGUCUACACUCUAACCUGCGGGACUUUAUCAACGCCCAGGCUGCCCAAGGGCUUCGAGAUCCGACGCACCGAACCGCAGUUUGCCGAGCACAUGCACACCUACUGGAAGUACCAAGACUUUGAAUCCUUAGAGGCCUACAGACAGGUAGUACGUGUCCUCCCGGGCUAUGCCGUCUACAGAACUCCUACAAACACUGACGAGGAGCCCCAGCAUUCAGGAGAAAACGCUCACCCAACCGGAGCUCCGGUUUCGUGGGUUCAGCUGAAUGGGAACAACAAAUUAAGCAAUACAUUCACCCUGCCAGAGUACAGGAGGCGAGGUCUGGCUCAGGCGGUGACCCUCGCUCUGGCUGCUCACGUGACCCGACAGAGUGGCAAGGCUUCACUCUACAUUAACGACGAUAACGAGGCUUCUGCCACCUUCCACAAGCGACUCGGCUUCACCCGCGAGUGUGCUGUAACCUGGCAGGCUUUCUCUUAAUCAAGAGCUAUGUUGUAAAGCUAAACCAACAUUUCAUUCAUGCACUUAACCAAAAGUUUACUAAGGGUGCGUUUACACCAAACGGGCCAUGGCGAGGCAAAUCAAAGCAAAAUCCUCACGCGUCAUGAUUCGCCACCUAAACUAAAAUACAAAUAAAAAGUAAAAACAAAAGCUUUGACCAUGGGUUCUCAUUUGACUGACGACUAUAAAUAGACGCGUAGCCAAUAACUACAAAUUGAAACCGCAGAUUCCGUGAAUAUUCGAAAUGUGGAAUUCUGAAGCAGUUUACUCCCUCCUGGAAAAAGUUAGAACUCCGAAAACACGAAAGAAUAGCAAGAGUUAGGGAGAUUGCGGGAUCCAAAGCGACUUUCUGCGAUACGUUUUGAUGCCGCGAUUCCACUGGACAAAGUCGAUGGUUCUUUUCGCAGUGUGAACACCACUGUUGUUUGGCUCCAAUUCACAGAAAUUUGCUGGAUUCCAUUGAAAUUUAUGGGUAGUCUAACCGUACCUUUACCACUGAAAGCGUUUACACCGGGCGAGGCGGUUUCUUUAGGGCUGAGGCAGGAAUAGAGCUGGACCUAAAUAUGCCUUAGUCACAGCAAGAGUUCUUGAUUUAGCGCAAAAACGCCCUGUAAUAUAAGAUCCCAGUGACCACAGCCACCGAGAUCGUAACGCCAUAGCUUCUCUGUAGAAAGAGAUUGCUGCUGAAGUGAAUAAAAAGGGUUAAAAAAGGGGUUUUGGUCAAUGUAAUGUGUACAAUUACCAAAACUAUAAAAAUCAUUCCUAGAUCAUUCGAUUUUGUCAUUCCAGAGCUCCACCUUUAGAAACAAAAUGUUCUUUCAAUUUAUCACGAACUUCAAUAGAUUCUGUUGUAGGCCUCGUGUUUCUUGUUGCGGUCAGACCUGAGUUUGAUGGGAAUUCAUUGCACCAUGGCAUUAUCAUUUGCAUUGUAAUUGAUAUCCUUUUAAUGUUGAAUGAAUUUAUGAAAUACGCAAACGCUUUUCUUAGAUUU
Molecule: messenger RNA, 1813 nt
Organism: Penaeus vannamei (Pacific white shrimp)
Lineage: Eukaryota; Metazoa; Arthropoda; Malacostraca; Decapoda; Penaeidae
Source: RefSeq, a predicted model, not a curated record